Chenopodium quinoa (quinoa) is the source of this 3469-nucleotide messenger RNA. RefSeq names its product LRR receptor-like serine/threonine-protein kinase HSL2. Gene Ontology annotation, molecular function: receptor serine/threonine kinase binding; protein kinase activity; ATP binding. NCBI's taxonomy places the organism in Eukaryota, Viridiplantae, Streptophyta, Magnoliopsida, Caryophyllales, Amaranthaceae. The coding region runs from base 250 to 3210 and encodes 986 amino acids. The record is from RefSeq and is a predicted model, not a curated record. The transcript has 2 exons. Gene Ontology annotation, biological process: protein phosphorylation.
UCAAAAACCUCCAAAAAAGCUCAUUAUUAAAGCUCAUUAUUAAGGAUUUCUUUCCAAACUUGCAAGUUACUAACCUCCCUCCCUCUUUCUCCGUGAACCACAAUUGGUAAAAAUAUCAAACACCCAUUACUUUUUAUAGAUUUGCCUCGUUUUUAUUCCACACCACAAUCUCACUCCCUAUAAACUCUAACUUCCCACACUCCCCCCCCCCCACUUGCUUCUCACACUAUCCCACCACACUCCACCACCAUGACACUCUCCCAUCUCCUCCUCCCAAUAACCAUUCUCCUCCUCUUUUACUCCUCUUCGUCCUCGGCCUCGCCCAUUUCCGACUCCACCAUCCUCCUCCGCGUUAAAAUCAACCAAAUACUCGACCCUAACAACCGCCUCUCGAAUUGGCUAAUCCACGAUGAUCACUCCAAUAACACAAAUAACCACUCACAUUGCCACUGGACUGGCAUUACCUGUAACCCCCUCUCCUCCGUUGUCGCGGUCAACCUCGACAACCUCGACCUCUCCGGCCCCUUCCCUUCCGGCUUCUGCCGCAUUCCCACCCUCCGCAACCUCUCCAUCUCCAACAACUUCUUUAACAACAUCACCUCUCUCUCCCUCUCCCACUGCUCCCACCUCCACUCCCUCAACCUCUCCAGCAACGAAUUCUCCGGAAACCUCCCGGAUUUCUCGCCGGAGUUCACCUCUCUGUUUUCCUUAGACUUCUCUUCCAACAACUUUUCCGGUAAAAUUCCCCGGAGUUUCCGGUACUUAUCCUCCGUAACAGUUUUACGCCUCUUCAGUAACUACCUAACUGGCCCUGCUUUUCCCGAGUUCAUCACCAAUUUAACUCGGUUAACUCACUAUGAACUCGGUUACAAUCUAUUUGAUCCUUCUGAGAUACCGACCACCAUUGAAAAGUUAUCGAUACUCGAGGUUGUUUGGUUAACCGAAUCGAAUCUCACCGGAAAGAUUCCGGAAUCUCUCUGUACUUUACAAUCAUUGAAAAGCUUCGAUGUCGCAACAAAUUCUCUUUCUGGUGAGAUUCCGAAAUGUAUCGGAAACCUAACGAAUCUCUGGGAAUUAGAGCUUUUCGAUAACAAAUUUUCCGGCGAGUUGCCGGAAAAUUUGGGAAAAUUGAAGAACUUAUAUCUUUUCGAUGCAUCUCAGAAUAAUCUCACCGGAAUGUUGCCGGAAAGUCUCGCCGCUUUACAACUAGGGUCGCUGAAUUUAAAUGAUAAUCUUUUACGAGGGAAUAUUCCGGCCAUUUUAGCGGAAAAUAAGAACCUCUAUCAGUUAAAGCUUUUCAACAACAGCUUUUCCGGCGAACUUCCGGCGAAUUUGGGAUCAAAAUCAAUAUUGAACGAGUUUGAUGUGUCGACAAACAAUUUUUCCGGUGAAUUUCCGACGACUCUUUGCAGUGGGAAGCAACUCUGGCAGAUUAUUACCUUCAACAACAGAUUUUCCAGUAAAUUUCCUGAAAUUUAUGGAAAUUGCAGUUCAUUAAGUUAUGUAAGAAUUAGCAACAGCAAUUUUUCCGGCGAAUUUCCUCAAAACUUCUGGAAUUUACCUCAUCUUGAUACUGCUGAUCUUCAGGAUAAUCAUUUUGAAGGUACUCUGCCUCCUAUUAUCUCAAAUUCGUUUAAUUUAUCAAGACUUUUAAUUUCCGGCAAUAAUUUCUCGGGAAAUUUACCUUCGGAAAUUUGUGGAUUGAAGAAAUUAAUUGAGCUUUAUUUGGGUGAAAAUCGGUUUACUGGAGAGUUGCCAAGUUGUAUAACGGAAUUGAAAGGAUUGCAGAAGUUAGAAUUGCAGGGGAAUAUGUUUUCCGGGGAGUUUCCGAUGAAUGUGAGUUCGUGGGUUCAAUUGACAGAUUUGAACGUAUCGAGGAAUAGGUUUUCCGGGGAGAUUCCGAGUCAACUUGGUGAGUUACCGGUGUUAAAUUAUCUCGACUUGUCGGAUAAUUUAUUUUCCGGUGAGAUUCCGGAGGAGUUGACUAAACUCAAGCUCAAUGAGUUCAAUCUUUCGAAUAAUCAACUAGAGGGACAAGUCCCUCCGGGUUUUAAUAAUAAGUAUUGUGUUGAUGGUUUGUCGGGUAACCCGAGACUAUGUAGCUCGAAUCUUAAAUCAUUUCCAUCGUGUCCUAAACCUAUACCCGUGUCAUUCUUGGUAUCUUUCUUAUCGGUUUUAGGUUUUGUUCUCAUGUCCUCUAUUUCCUUGCUUUGCAUUACCAAGGUCCAAACAGAUGGUGAGUUUAAGAAAAGGAGACAUCCAUUUAAAAUGGUUUCCUUUCAAAGGGGUGGGUUUAGUGAGCAAGAAAUAUUCUCUCGCCUUACGGAAGAGAAUGUGAUUGGGUCUGGUGGGUCAGGUCGGGUAUAUAGGGUUACACUCAACUCGGGUCAUGUUAUAGCAGUUAAGAAGUUAUGGGGUGGUGAGGACAAGAACAUGGAUAUGGGUUUAUUGUUCAAGUCUGAGGUUGAGACCUUAGGGAGUGUACGUCAUGGGAAUAUUGUAAAAUUGUUGUUCAGUUGUAUAGGAGAGGGUUUUAGGGCUUUAGGGUAUGAGUAUAUGGAAAAUGGGAGUCUAGGAGAUGUUUUGCAUGGAGAAAAGGGUGGUGAGAUCUUAGAUUGGUCUCGACGAUUUGCAAUAGCUUUGGGUGCGGCUCAAGGGUUAGCCUACUUGCACCAUGAUUGUGUCCCGGCUAUCAUCCACCGUGAUGUAAAGUCCAACAACAUAUUGCUUGAUGACAAGUUCCUGCCAAGGAUUGCUGAUUUCGGACUUGCUAAGCCAAUGAUAAAGCCUAGAGGCAUGGAGGAUGGAGAGAGCGCUGAGGCCAUGUCGCGGAUAGCUGGCUCUUAUGGCUACAUUGCACCUGAAUAUGGCUACACGCUCAAGGUGACAGAGAAGAGCGAUGUAUACAGUUUUGGGGUGGUGCUAAUAGAGCUAGUAACAGGGAAGAGACCAAAUGAUGCAUCCUUUGGGGAGAACAUGGACAUAGUGAAAUGGAUGACAGAAGUAGUGUUACAAUCUCACGAGUUUGAUCAAGCAAAGCAGCUGAUAGAUCCAAGAAUGUAUCCAGAUACAUGUAACUAUAAACAGAUAAAGAAGGUGAUUGAAAUCGCGAUCCUUUGUACAUCAGCUUCCCCUGCGAACAGGCCAACCAUGAGAAGAGUUGUUGAUAUGCUCAAGGAUCAAGUCACAUUGACAGUAGAUACAAAAUGAUCCUCCUAUAUAUUGUUUUCUUAGUUAGCAUGUAGAGCUCUAGUCUGUAUCCUAUUAUUUGUAAAAUUUGUCUAGUUCUCUUCUCUUUGAGAAUUGUAUAUCUAGAUUCUAGAAUAGUAUGGCAAGUGAUCUGUCCAAUGUCCUAACUCCUAGUCUCCUAUAUACAAAACUGCUCAUAACAUGGUAUAUACGGAGUAGUGGAUUAUCCUUAUCAAUCUAUUAUUUAUGUCAUCCUCCGCAAUUGUAUUAUUUCCUCUAU